AUGCGUCAGACCCAGGAUCGAACCGACCAGCUCACAACGUUCGAUCACUUGACAGCUCAGCGUGAGUUGAACCGGUCAGCGCAGAAAUCUUCGCUUGAGAGAGAGAAGGAGAUUAAGGAGGAGAUCAAGAAGCUGCAGCGAGAGUUGGAACUGGACAGACGCCGAGCAGACCACAAGUUGACUAUCAAGAACCUCCGGGACGAUAUUUCAAGUGAAGAGAGUCAUCAGCGGGAGCUCCGGUUUAAACGCGACGAGAUUGAUUCUAAAUUGGCUGCGCUAAGAUCUGGUCCUUUGGCCGGCGUCCGAGUCCAUGGUCGACGAUCUAACACUGGAGACACAUUUGACACAAUCUCAGUAGACGAUGAGCCUCUAGACCAUGAUUUGCGGCCAAUUAGUGAACUUGUUAGCAACCAGCCGGAGUUUGCGGAUCCAACUCACAGAUACAGUCCCGAAGGAAAUGCGCAGAGUGAAGAUGAAGCAGCAUUUGAGCGUUCGCCUCCCAGGGACACCGAAACAUCCCGGUUUAGAGGCAAGUUUUUGGAUUUCAACUGGGAUACUAUGGACAUCGAUUUUACACUCGAAGACUACGAGUUUACAGAAGCUGAUUUCGCAUUCAUGCGAUCCCUUGAGCAGGGUAAUCCGACUCACGAUGAAUCCUCGCUCUCCGCUGCUUCUCACCAGGACAUCAUUCUUCCAGUUACAAUGUCGCCCCAGCCCCUGCCUCAGCCCCAGCCCCAGCCCCAGCCUCAGUUGGCAGUUGCAGUGGAGCACAUCGGCGAACUUAACCUUGCCGAUGUUAGCGUAGGUAAUAUUGUGUCCACACGGCAAGUGCGCCGAACACGGGACAGAGCACGGGACAAUGACAUUGGAGAUAACGUAGGAUCUGUGUCGUCCAAGAAGCGACGACUUUGA
Mycena citricolor is the source of this 912-nucleotide messenger RNA. NCBI's taxonomy places the organism in Eukaryota, Fungi, Basidiomycota, Agaricomycetes, Agaricales, Mycenaceae. The record is from the annotation of a GenBank genome assembly.